Messenger RNA from Talaromyces proteolyticus, 986 nucleotides. RefSeq names its product putative thij/pfpi. The transcript is spliced from 4 exons. The record is from RefSeq and is a predicted model, not a curated record. Bases 195 to 986 code for a protein of 263 amino acids. Lineage: Eukaryota; Fungi; Ascomycota; Eurotiomycetes; Eurotiales; Trichocomaceae.
CUAACACUCAUCGAAGCUGGCUGGAUAUUCAUGGUCGGCGGCCAAAGCGUAGUCCUAUACUCCCGAUUACAUCUGGUCUCGCGCAACUAUCGAGCCCUGCGCUUUCUUCGCAAUAUUAUUAUCGUUGACACCAUCCUCCUUAUCCUCCCGACGACGGUCCUUUAUUUCGGAGCAGCCUAUUUGGAACCGCAAGCAUGGGCAACAGGAUUGUCAACCACGGAGGACGGGCGCUCUGGAACAGCCCGCGCCGCGAUUAUGGCAGCCCGGAAAGAGUCCCCGAUACGUCUAUCAAAAUGGCUCCUAUCCACGUUGGCGCCCUGCUCUUCGAUUACCAGACGAUCGACAUCAUUGGACCAUGCGAUCUACUCAAUUCUGCAAGUAAGAUGCUCAUGGAGGGGAUCAAUCAAUACACGCCCGCGCCCGAAUUCAUCUUCCACCAUAUCGGAGAGACCCUGAAGCCGGUACGUCUGUUGACAAGCUUCGUAACAAUGGUGCCUACGGUCGCUGUGGAUGACGUCCCCGAGUUGGAUAUCCUCCUCGUCGGUGGGGAUAACCCUGCUGGAACCAAUCUUCCUCCGAAAUUGCAGGACCUGGUCCGCCGCCAUGCUGCCUCUGGAAAGCUACUGUUCACGAUCUGCACCGGAGCCGCGGUUGUUGCAGCCACCGGUGUUUUAGACGGCAGAAGGGCCACUGUCAAUAACCUCGAGUACAAUUGGGUCAAGAAGGAAUACCCCAAGGUCAAGUGGACAAUGGAGAAGAAGUGGAUUAUUGACGGCAAUAUUUGGACUGGGAGCGGAGCUGUGGCGGGGAUGGAUAUGGUUGCCCACUGGAUCAAAGAGAACUUUGGGCUGGACGUUCUUACUCACGCGGGAUUGUCGCUUGAUUUUGAACCACGGGAUGUUGAUGGACUUUUCAAUGUGCUGCCCCAGCGAUACGAUUCCGCCGGAAAUAAGAUUUCCACCCAUGUCUUUCCCGACGAGAUCUGA